Messenger RNA from Solea solea (common sole), 1662 nucleotides. RefSeq names its product EF-hand domain family, member D2 (gene efhd2). The coding region runs from base 224 to 931 and encodes 235 amino acids. The transcript is spliced from 4 exons. Gene Ontology annotation, molecular function: calcium ion binding. Lineage: Eukaryota; Metazoa; Chordata; Actinopteri; Pleuronectiformes; Soleidae. The record is from RefSeq and is a predicted model, not a curated record.
GAGUGCAACGUAGCUAAUGAGCCGAUACACAACAUCCUGCGUGGAGACGUUUAUCAGAGCACAAGUCUGAGUCAGUGCUGAUAAAUCUGAGCGUGGGACAACAUUAACACUCUGUGUUUGUAUCGGCUACUAUUUCACGAACACAGCUUCUGUGGAGAGCAGGGAACGAAACACGUCUGAACUCUUAAAUUAGCCCCACACACCGCGUCUCUAGACGGCAAAAAUGGCCUCAGACGAGCUGUCCCAGAAACUCGGCCGCCGGCUUCUGAUCGAAGAGGGAGCCGAGGCGCCCGUGGCCGUGGACGUGGACGAGCCCGGACCACAGGGUGAGAGCGAGGAGAAGGAGAGCGCGGCCAACGCAGACUCGGAGCUGGGGGCUAAGCUGGCGCGAAGAGGGGCGUUAAACGAGGGCGUGGGUGAGCCGUGCCAGCCCAGCUUGAAGGUGUGCAACCCGUACACCGAGUUUAAGGAGUUCUCCCGAAAACAGAUCAAAGACAUGGAGAAGAUGUUCAAAAUGUAUGAUACUGGGAAAGACAACUACAUUGACCUGAUGGAGCUGAAACUGAUGAUGGAGAAGCUCGGUGCUCCGCAGACACACCUCGGUUUGAAGAACAUGAUCAAGGAAGUAGACGAGGACCUGGACAACAAACUCAAUUUCAGAGAGUUCCUGCUGAUUUUCAGAAAAGCGGCAGCAGGAGAGCUGGCAGAAGACAGCGGCCUCUGUGUCCUCGCUCGCCUCUCUGAAAUCGACGUCUCCACAGAGGGAGUUAAAGGAGCCAAGACCUUCUUUGAAGCCAAAGUCAAGGCCAUCAAUGAGUCCAACAAGUUUGAGGCAGAGAUCCGUCAGGAGCAGGAGGAGAAGAAGAAGCAGGCCGAGGAGCAGAAACAGAGACGAGCUGCUUUCAAUGACCUGAAGUUGGCUUUUAAAUGACCACCUUUCUCUCUCAUCUCAGGACUUUUUCACUCUCUGACAGAGUGUGUUUGAAUGCCCGGUGUCUGUCAGACAGUGUUCUGAGUCGACCCAAAGUCCCGUACAUUUUGGACCAAUAGUCUAUAAUACAUAACGAAAAAAAAAUCAGCAGGAAAAACAAAAUUCAGUGAUUCAUUUGUAUAUUUGUAUCUCUAAAGCUCAGUAAUGCCUUCAAACAUCAGGAUGCAACUAAAGCAGGAUUGCUGAGCUACAUUUAUGGACAAUUCUUUGUGUCUGCUCAUUUUUGUUACCCAAAUAUCCACUCUGUGGCCACUGUGCUGGCACAGUGGGGGGUGCUGACCCACAGGGGUCAACGGAUUACGUUCCACAGAAGAAAAAUCUGAUCUAGUAGAGUUAAAAAAAAAAAAAAAAAACAACAGUGUUUUCUCAUCUUUCCUUCACCCUCUUUAAACUGUGAGGUAUAUGGAAAGGAUUAAGCCCAUUCUGCCUUCCUGAAUCCUGUUAUACCUGAAGGGAUAAACACACACACACACACACAGCCACCAUCUGUGGGAUCUCAACUGUAGCUAAAGUUACUCAGGAGGUACUACUGUACUUACCUCCUGAGUAAUUGUGUAGACUGCUGAUGAAUGCACUUGUGCGUCUGAGUUAUAUUUCGUUGACUUCAUUCAUUCCGUAACUUGUGUUCUAUCCACUGUGACUCGUUAAAUGUGUUAAAUGGUGAACAAAUA